This is a messenger RNA of Papaver somniferum (opium poppy), 1053 nucleotides long. RefSeq names its product UPF0481 protein At3g47200-like. The transcript has 3 exons. Lineage: Eukaryota; Viridiplantae; Streptophyta; Magnoliopsida; Ranunculales; Papaveraceae. The record is from RefSeq and is a predicted model, not a curated record. The coding region runs from base 1 to 1053 and encodes 350 amino acids.
AUGGUGUCCAUCGGUCCAUAUCAUUACGGAAAACCGCAGUUGCUGCCCAUGCAAGCCCACAAGACAAGGGCAGUGGUUCACUUCCUCAAGAGAUGUGGCAAGGCUAAAGAAUCCUUCCUACAAGAAUUAAGAAUUUGUGUGGUUGAAUUGAGGAACCAUUACGACCGCCAAAAGCUUGAUCUGAUGCUAGAAUGGCAAGAUAAUGAGAACUUCAUUCGGCUCAUGAUGGUGGAUGGGAUUUUCCUUUUGAAAUAUUUGUCUGCCAUCAGCGGUAAUAGACAUGUUCAAGAUUAUGCUAGGAAUGACCCCUACUUUGGUCAUCGUGGAAAUACCUUGAGCUAUAACUAUGUCAUGCAAGAUUUAUUGAUGUUGGAGAACCAGGUGCCGUAUAAUGUACUCUAUAAGCUGCUUGCUGUUUCUCAUGCGGCUCCUAAUCAAACAAUACUUCCAGAGGGGAGAGCAAAGGGCAAUGUUCAACCUAGGAUUGUGGAAGAUAGAUUAGCCAGAAAAAUAUCUGUUUCCGCUCUUCAGAAAUAUGCAAUCAAGUAUACAGUGGUUGAAAGCUACGACAGUAUGGCAUUUGACAGUAAAUCUGGGACUUUGAACCUGCCUUCCCUUCUAAUAAAUGAACAGAGCAUAGUUAGUUUCCUCAAUUCAAGAGCUUACGAUGUUCAGGUAAGGGGUACCACUACGGAUCUGAACUCAUACAUUUACCUCAUCGACACUAUUGUCCACUCCGCUGAUGAUGUUAAUUUGCUCCGACGUGAAGGGGUCAUUAUCAAUUAUAUGAAGAGCGACAAGGAUGCUCUAAAAGUGAACAAGGAACUCAAGAAAGAUGAUGCACGAGGAGAUACUCAUGAUAGAUCUUUUCAGAUACAGGAAGAGAACAACCGCAAGAAUUACAAUGAGAUUACUGUUCAUACAAAAGAUACAGAUACCGUAGAAGAAGACGAAGAAAGAACACGGGAGGAAGGACCAUGUGCAGAAAGCGAAGAAAACAUGACAAAGGAGGAUCUUAGGCAAAGAUUAGAUGAUGAAAGAAAGAGAGAAUAA